Messenger RNA from Oreochromis niloticus (Nile tilapia), 1343 nucleotides. RefSeq names its product dual specificity phosphatase DUPD1. Gene Ontology annotation, biological process: protein dephosphorylation; negative regulation of MAPK cascade. The transcript has 3 exons. The coding region runs from base 664 to 1197 and encodes 177 amino acids. Gene Ontology annotation, cellular component: cytoplasm. Lineage: Eukaryota; Metazoa; Chordata; Actinopteri; Cichliformes; Cichlidae. The record is from RefSeq and is a predicted model, not a curated record. Gene Ontology annotation, molecular function: protein tyrosine/serine/threonine phosphatase activity; MAP kinase phosphatase activity.
GACCUUCACUCCAGAAAAUCUUUGUGUUCUUCAUAAUGACAGGAGCAACCUAUGCAAUCAAAGACAGGACUUUAAUCGUUUGUGGACGACAACAUCAGGCAAAAUAGGAAGUCAUUCAUUUAUUCUCGUCAGAUGAUUUAAAAUAAAGAGACACAGCAACACCAUCUGCAACAGCUCAAACUGUGGUUUGAGCUCAAACUGUGGUUUGAGCUCGUUCAGCGUGGCAACCUGACAUUAAUUCCCCACCAUGUUUUGGAUCACUUGCACUAUUACAACCAUUAAAACUGCAACGGCUCAGUAGUCGAAUUUAUCACAGCACAAGCAGCCUGGCUUCUGUCACAGUCAUCUGAGGAAUAAAUAGUCCACACUGCUUGUGCCCAGUCUCUGGUAUGUUCAGCUGUCUCGUUCCAGUGGGGCUCAGCCUCGAAACAACACUGAUAUCCAGCUCGGAUGUAAAACAGCACGAGCUGCACCAGUAAGGUUAGUAUUCGCUGUUGGUUUGUCUCAAAAGCCUGCAGCGAGAAACACCAGCAGGACAGCAGUAAUAAAUAAUCAACAUUUGCAUCCUGGAACAUAAAGUAUCUUGCAAAGUUAUUUAUCUAUGUACUGAGUUGAGUGAAAGUGAUAAUUAUACAAAAACACUGAGGUGAGAGAGAUACAGAUAUGACCUCAAAGGAGGAGCCAAAGUAUCAGACACCACCCACCUGCGAUCUGCUCAGCCUUCUGUUGAAGAACAGACGCCCCACUGGAGCUGUCAACGAGGUUUGGCCCAACCUCUACAUCGGAGAUGCGACUGCAGCUCGGGAUAAAACCCUGUUAGCGAAACUGGAAAUAACACACGUGGUGAAUGCUGCAGAUGGCCCCCAGCACAUUGACACCGGGCCAGGUUUCUACGCAGACGCCAGCAUACUGUAUCACGGAGUAGAAGCACCAGACUGUAAAGAUUUUGACUUGAGCCCUUUCUUCAGUGAGACGGCUGAUUUUAUUCAUGGUGCUCUGAGCCAAAAAGGGAAGGUGCUCGUCCACUGCGCUCGGGGAAUCAGCCGCUCGGCAGCUCUUACGCUGGCCUUCCUCAUGAUCAAAGAAAGGCUCGCACUGGUGGAGGCUGUGGAGGUUGUGUGCCGGCACAGAAACAUCCUCCCAAAUGUUGGAUUUCUGAACCAGCUCCGUGAGCUGGACUCAUCCCUAUUCAUGUAGUAGAGCACAUAAUGCCAAAAAGGGGACAGUUUCAUAGUUGACAUUAUCUGUGCAGAUGAAAUAUCUAUAUAAAUCGUCCUGGUGGCUCCAUUUGGGUGGCUUCGGGCACCUGUAUCUUAAGUGAAUUAAAGCACCAUGUAAUCCAA